Messenger RNA from Gastrolobium bilobum, 537 nucleotides. Its product is annotated as protein RADIALIS-like 4. Lineage: Eukaryota; Viridiplantae; Streptophyta; Magnoliopsida; Fabales; Fabaceae. Bases 122 to 424 code for a protein of 100 amino acids. The transcript is spliced from 2 exons. The record is from RefSeq and is a predicted model, not a curated record. Gene Ontology annotation, molecular function: DNA-binding transcription factor activity.
UCUCCUUCUUCUUUACUCCUUACAAUUAAUCUUUCUCUUACUUUUCUUACAAAAUUACUGUCCCUCUUAAGUUCUUACCAUCCAACAAGUUUACAUACUGGGAGAAGAAAAUAUAUUACUUAUGGCCUCAAGCUCUCUCAUCAAACAAAAGCCUUCUGACUCCUCUUGGACGCCAAAACAGAAUAAACUGUUUGAGAAAGCACUUGCAAAAUAUGAUAUCGAUACCCCAGAUCGCUGGCAGAAUGUAGCUAAAGCAGUUGGUGGCAAAUCUGCAGAAGAGGUUAAGAGACACUAUGAAAUCCUCUUGGAGGAUCUGAGACACAUAGAAUCUGGCCGUGUUCCCAUUCCCAAAUACAAGUCCAAAGUAAGCAGCAACAAUGUUGAUGAAGAAGAGAGGUUUCUGAAAUAUCUUAAGCUGAAUUGAUUUGAAGCAAUGCCGGAGUUAUUAUCAGCUAUUCACUGCACGUACGUGAUGCACCGUCAAUCUGCAGAAAUAUCUUCAUCUUUCUACGUAUUGGGGUCUCUGUCUGUUCCAUU